AUGCUAUCUGUUACGUCCAAAUCGACUUCAAAAUCACUUGAUAUCGGUGUUAGAAAAGACACGAGUCGUAUAAUAAUGACUCAAAUGAAUGAUGAUGACAAGCCGCUUGGUCCAUCAAAAAUUGUGCAAUUACAAGUGUUUUUUGAUGAACUUUUCGAAAAGUUAUUCAACUUGAUUACAAAUAACGGCGUUGUUCGCCCGGCUGAAACUGAAUUAAUACAAAUGAUUAUUGGUCUAAUCACUGAAAUGAUACACGAGCUUAAUCUUGAAUUAGCCGUCUUUCAUUUAUCAUUAUCAAAACGUUUAUCAUCAUCAAUUCACGUCAAUGUGCUCAUCUUACUUACCGUAUUACACUAUCAAGAACGGCAUUUUUCUGAACAGGUUGAUAGAAUGGAUAAAGAAAAGCCGCGUCUUCUGAACUAUUUUAUCAACAUGGUAGGUAUCGUCCCGAUUCGUCGACAAAUCGGACACUUCAAAGAAAAUACAUCAGAGAAUUUCAAAGGCGGGAGGGGCGGUGUGAGAGUGAGUGUCGACGAAUCGGGACUGAAUCACAUGCGUAGUUUAUCAAACUCAUCACAUAAAAUUAUUAAAAAUAAUCUUCAGACACAGCAAAAUUUGAGUAGAAAAGAAUUACAACAGAUUUGUAAUGGAAAACUACAGACUGCUGAUGAACGAUGGAUAUUAAAAUAUAUUCAACAGCCUACAGAUACGGUGGUUGAAGAAUUUCAUCUGCAUUGGAAUAAUAUCGAAAAGGUUAUUCAUCAGCAGGUACAAAGAGAGAAAAAUCAACAGCGAGGACUAAUAGUUAUAAACUUUUUCCAUAUUAUCGGGUCCUUGUCUUCGGCUUUAAUUAACCAAGGAAGUGUAGCAAAGUUUGUUGAUGAACUUUUCUUAUCAUCAGCUGGUGUCGCAGAUGAAAAUUUAAAAAAUAAAGGACAAUGUAUGGUCUCCGGGUUAUUUGCAUAUUUAAAAAAUAUUUCACUACCGAUGUCGUUUACCGUAUCCAAUAAUUCUUACACAUUAAGUCCGAAAGGUGUCAACUAUUUUCAAAAAUUACCGAAACCUAAUCAAAAAUUAUCUAACCUUAUCGAUUUAAUGAACAAAACAGACAACAACAAUACUGUUCGAAAUGAGGUACCAAUUACAUCAAUUAAAAACUUUUGUUUCUUCUUGGAAAGUAUCAUAGCAACUGAAAAUAAAUUUAUGGAAAAAUAUGAUGCUAUACCAACUAUAUUUGCACAUUAUGAUAAAGAUCAAUCUUAUAUAAAACUGCUGGAUAAAGCACGUGGCUGUAAUGCAAAAUGUCCAUGUUGUCUACGUCCGUGCGAUGUUGAUCAUGGCCUCGUAAAAUCACACCCUGGUGAUGAUGGUAAUAAACAUAGCUGUACCACAGGUCAUCAACUACGUGCGUUCUCCGGUAUAAAAUUUGAAAUUACAAAUGAAGCGAGUUUAAAACAAUGGGAUCAAAUUGAUAAUAAUGAUUAUAUUUUUGUCAGGGGUACGAGAAAGAAAUGGUUUGAAAUGAAAUUUGAUUAUCCAGCAUGGGAUUUUGAUUUGUUAACAACGAUCGAAGAAUCAAAUAGAUUAAAAUCUAAAUUUUUUAUGGAUUACGUAACAAUUAACACAGCACAACCAGCACUAGCGGCUUAUCACUAUGUAUUAUUGUUAGAUAGUUCAAGGUCUAUGAAUGGCGACAGAUGGCAAAAUUUAUGCGCCGGUGUUAGUAAAUUAGUCAAAGCACGAAUGACUAGCGGUACAGCUGAUCGUUGUACAAUUACAGAUCAAGACACUGUUCACGGAAUCGCGCACCGACUCGACCAGCCAUGA
Didymodactylos carnosus is the source of this 1827-nucleotide messenger RNA. The record is from the annotation of a GenBank genome assembly. Lineage: Eukaryota; Metazoa; Rotifera; Eurotatoria; Philodinida; Philodinidae.